AUGCCCACUGUGCGUCCGUCACACCCACACUCACCCUCACCCACACUAAAUAUAUCACACUAUAUGUAUACCCAGACAUAUGUACACCAAAAUUGGGGCAGUUUUCUGAGUGAAUUGAAUAAAAUAUCACCUGAUACGUUUGAUAAAUUCUCGGCGGGUAUUGGUAUGAGAACUGAGAAUGAUACAAUUCAUAAAUUACUAAUAUUGUUGAAUGAAGAAGCCAUUACUUAUUCACCAUCAUGGUUAAAUAAGAUGCAGCUGAGUUUUGUAACAGAAAAUUUUCAUCGAUCAUUGCAAUCACAUAUGAGUGCUACCUAUGCGGAUGAAUUAGCAAAAUAUAACAAUUCAGAAGGCUCUUUAGUUACAAACACACCUAAUAUGGAGUCGUUUUCACCGAAUUCUUCACAACUGAGCUUUUUAGAUGAGGAGGAGAAUACACCGGCUCAUGAUCAACUUUUAACAUUGACCUCGGUUAAUAAUAAUGUGGAACUGGUGACAGUUCCUCCACGGUUGACGCCCUCACUGAGGGAUAGAAUAGAGAUAAUUCGUCCCUCUACAUCAGUAAACACUAAUAAUAUGACUUCAACUUCCUUUCAUAUACGAACUGGUUGUAUUACUGAUGAAACAGUCAGAAAUAACUCUAAUAGUGUAACUACAACUACUACAGUUCGUAUAUCUCCGAUUAGUAUAUGUGCUUCUCUUCUCUCCUCACGUCGGUGGAUUGAUUCGGAGGUCCAAACGGACUUAACCUUUGAGACAUCAACCAUUGAACAAGAUGGAUUAGACGAAAACAUUGAAGGUUUUAGAUUAUAUAAAGAAUGGUGGUUAACGAUGGACUGUAAAGCCCGAGUACAUAAUAAUAAACUAUGUAAACGAGAGAAUUGUGAAUUGAACCAUCGGCAAGAGGAUUAUUGCAGGAUAUGCAACGGUAAAAGUCGACAUAUGGUUACUCAAACAGCGUUUACGGCUGUCGAAGAAGAGGAGAACGUGAUAGGAAAAUACCAUAACGAAUAUAGGCAAUAUUAUCGGUUUAGAAAUAACUUAGCACUAAAUGUAUACUAUCGUGAAAAUAAUCUUUUUCCAAAGUCACUCCAAAUCGAUGUACCAAAACAAAAUUUUGAUGCUAAUGAUCCGAAACUUAGGCAACAAUGGUUAGAUAUUAUUCAAAACGCUAGUAAAGAUCUAUCGAAAUGCGAGGCACAAGCUAUCGAACGAACGAUUGCGGAAGCCGAAGCGAAAUGUGAAUUAUUACGAGAUAAGUUGUGUGAAAUGAGAAAGGAACGGGAAAUGAUGGAUGUGGAAAGAGAGGAAAGUGUAAAAUUGAAAGAAACUAUUGAAAGCUUAUGGAACAAAGUAUUUCGUCUAGAAAUGCGAGAAAUAAGUCCUCAGAAACAAGAAAGGAAUAUGAGUCGUCGGAUGAUGUGA
This is a messenger RNA of Didymodactylos carnosus, 1425 nucleotides long. The record is from the annotation of a GenBank genome assembly. NCBI's taxonomy places the organism in Eukaryota, Metazoa, Rotifera, Eurotatoria, Philodinida, Philodinidae.